Messenger RNA from Guillardia theta CCMP2712, 712 nucleotides. RefSeq lists its product as hypothetical. The transcript has 9 exons. The record is from RefSeq and is a predicted model, not a curated record. NCBI's taxonomy places the organism in Eukaryota, Cryptophyceae, Pyrenomonadales, Geminigeraceae. The annotation marks the transcript as partial.
GGAUGAUCGACGUGGCUGUGGGAGAUGCAGCGGUGGACUUGAUGGGGCUGGUGCAGAAUAGAGAGAUACGAAUGCUCAAGACGGCCCGAGGAUCAGCUGUGGUGUACUUUGACAGCAGGGACUGGGGAAACUUUCUCUGCCAUCCCCUUGUCGCGUCAGCAAGGCUCGGGGACGACGAUCAGUUCGUCUUCAGACGCGUCGGCAAGGUGGAUACUAAAGGGGGAAAGGCUACCUUCAGCGGAACAUACAAGGGACAGCAGUUCGACCUUUACUUGUCCAAGGAUGGUGCAGGAGAGCUCAUUGUUGGAAUAGAGAAUGAUUUGACGUCAACAACAAAGACCAUGACGACUGCGACAGCGUCAUACUCUACAACAACAUCCACAGCAACAGCAGCAACAGCAACAGCAACAGCAACAGCAAAAGCAGCCACUACAUCAGCAACAGUAUCAACGAUCGAUCUGUGCCAAAAGCUCAAGGUUUGGUUUUCAAACCUCGAGAUCAACUUGGACGGCGCAAGGUUUCGAUUCAAGAAUUUGCAGUUCGCGCGAUUCGACAAUCUCGUCCUGGAGCUGGACAUCGCAGUGGACAAGUUCCCCAAUCCCAUCACGACGACGUUCUGAAGUCAAACAGCACAGGAUCAAGUCACCCUUACUUCCUCUGCCAGCAGCUCCUCUUGUUCGUCAUGAUCUGCCAUGGAAACAAGUGUAAGAUG